GUUAUCUCCCAUUACAACAUGGCAACAUGUCAACAGCUUGUCGCAUGCUUCAAAAUAUGACACUUGUCCACAACGAGUUAGCGGUGUCUCUAGUCCCCAUUGCUCAACAUGGAUGUUAACCUUGGAGGAUUUUUAUAGAAAUAAUUUAUAAAACUGAUCACAGCCACUAACAAGCAUGUCUCGUGUCAAUAAACCGCGGAAGAAGGGUAGUGGGGCCCCGCGGAGUAGACUAGGAACUCUUCUGGAAGCUUCUCACAGAUUCAAACAAACUCUUAAAAGAGUUUCUGAAAACCCGAACAGGAAAAAAUCGGAAAAAAGGAUUGAUUUGGUAUUGGUUCACCCGAGGAACAGGGACGAUGAAAAGGAGGACGCUGAGGAAAAAAGGGAACGCCUCAGACGGAAUAUCUUACGAGACUGUUUUGAGAAAAGGUUGAAGCAGGAACAAUUCAAAAUUAAGGAGAAGCAACAUGGAAAUAAUGUGUAUAAAAUGUUACAUUGCUCAUUUGAGAGACUUUGUAAAGAAGCAGAGAUUGUGAAUUUAGAAAUGAGACUGGAUUCUAAAUGUACAGCACAGACCCUGAGAAAUAUACUUAUGAAAGAAAAGGCCAAACGAAUGUCUGCGAAGCAGGUAGCAACAUCACAAUAUACAGGAGCAGAUCCUCCGCCUGCCUCGACAAACAGCAAACAGCCAUGGAAACUGAAGAGAGAAGCCAAACCAGAAACCAGAAAUGACAACCCCCCUGAAGGACAGUGCUGUGGAUCAUUUCGGGGAUGGCUGCGACAAAAAGAGAAAGACUUUUUCGAUCCUGAUCCCGAGGACAUUGAGGACUUUGAAAGUACGCCCUUCAUCAUGGACCGUUACCAUAUCUACAAGGGUCACGAGGAACCCAACACAUUCUUCAGACCUUCUGUUAGGUCCCUAUUGGUAAAACAUAUUUUGAUCAACUUGGAUAUUCGAACUGAUCUUGAGGCUAUGGACUUUCAACUGAAAGACAGCAAAGGACCUACGAGACAGUGCUGUGUAUGUCUAGAUGAUGAUGACGAUGACGAUGAAGAUGAUGAAGAAGAAAAGAAGUUACAAAAAAUAGCUUUACCCUACCUGAGGAUGAAGGAAGUAUACACAGACUCACUCAUUCUCCAUGAUGUGUCCAAAUGCUCCAUUAAAUACGAGGAUGCCGAAUCCAGGAUGAAGAAGGAGCAUAAGAAAGAACUGAAUCAGAACUUUAAUAUCCAGGACGAUCCAAGAGAAGACUUAGACAAACGGUGGACAUCCCUGUACAAAUACCAGCCUCUCAUGAAAAUACGCAACUACUUUGGGGAGAAGAUUGCCUUCUACUUUGCCUGGAGUGGCCUGCUAAUCACUUCUCUGUGGGUUCCUAUGCUGCUGGGGUUUGCCAUCUUCUUGUACGGUCUCUACCUCAGUAUAACAGGCAAGAGCACAACAUUGCCAUACCAGUCUUCUACCACGACAACACUGGCUCCAAAUACCACAGCAGCUCCUGAAGAUGUAUCCUCCCUUGCUGGCCUGGCCUUGGAAAUCAUCAAAAGUUCCUUUGACAAUGAGGUCACCCCGUAUUUUGCCUUGAUCAUUUGUAUUUGGGGUACCUUGUUCCUGGAACUAUGGAAGCAGAAGUGUGCCCGCUGUGCCUACCUUUGGGACGUACAGGAGUAUGAGGCUAACGAACCAGACAGGCCCGAGUUCUUCAGCACAACAUUUAAGGAGGACCCUGUGACAAAAGCCAAGGAGAUGUAUUUCCCAACCAAGAAGCAGAACAUCCGAUACCUCACCUCAUUCUCCACGCUGAUGUUCAUGAUCCUGAUCGUACUGACCAGUGUCGUCUCCAUUAUCAUCUACCGUGUCAUCACUAGUGUUGACUACUGCCCAAACAUGGACCCCACCUCCUGUCUCCUAGCAACCACUGUUGUGUCCUCGGUACUCAACACUGUCUCCAUCCUCAUCCUCGGCAAGGUUUACGAUUACCUGGCUGUGAAGCUGACAGAUUGGGAAAACCACAGAACCCAGACUAUGUAUGAUGAUGCCCUGAUCAUCAAACUCUUCGCAUUUCAAUUUGCAAACAACUACGCAUCAAGUUUUUACAUCGCAUUCUUCAGAGGGAGGUUUGACUAUGCUGGUAUCUUAGGUCUCGGAUCAGAGUACCGUGAUAGCUGUGAGGGGACGUGUAUGUCCCAGCUGUCCUUCCAGAUUCUCACCAACAUGCUCCUCAAACCCCUACCGAAGGUGUUCUCCGACAUCGUCAAGCCACUUCUGAUAAGGAUGUGGAGGAAACGGCCAUCCUGUAUGCAGGGUGAGAAGCCGGAGUUGACAGAGGACCUUGACAUAGAGCUACGGGCUCUACAUUAUCCAGAGACACUGCAGUUCAUGGACAAAGAGUACAUGAAACCUACUCUUGGUGAUUUUACUGUAGGAGAAUACACGGAGAAAAUCAUUCAGUAUGGAUUUCUUAUGCUGUUUGCAGCCUCUCUGCCCCUUGCUCCACUCAUAGCUCUGUUAACCCUGCUGAUAGACAUCCGUGUGGACGCUAAACGGAUGUUGUGGUGGUACCGCAGACCGACGGCCACCGUCGCCCAGGACAUAGGUACUUGGUUCACCAUUCUCCAGAUCGUUAACGUGUGUGGGGUGGUAUCCAAUGGUUUCAUCAUCGCCUUCACCUCGAGCUGGGGACAGCAGUACGACAUUGUCACACAGCUCUGGAUCGUCAUCGGCUUUGAGCAUAUAGUUUUCACCAUCAAAUUUUUGUUGGCCUACUUCAUUCCUGAUAUUCCUGAUGAUGUGGCCCUGAUGAUGAGGAAGCAUCAACACUGGAGGACACACAAGCUGGCACAGAUACUGGAGGAAGAUAAAGAUCAGGAGAAGGAAACACUGCAGGAAACGCUGCUUCAGAACAUUAUCAGGAGCGCAGAGUUGACUGAACUCAUCGGCCUGGAGGUUUACAGCGAGGAAGACUACCGACGUCGUCAGAGUCAUGGAGGUGGAGGUGGUUUAGGUGGCAGUGGUUUAGGAGACGGUGGAACAGCAGAACCUACAGCACACAGAGAGGAGGAACCGAAAAAAAAAAAGAGCAAGCCUGAACCAGAAAAUUCUGUGCCAACACAUCAUACCCUUAAUGAUCAGACUCCAGUGGAGGAUCCAGAAUACCCUCCGUUCCGGGGAGGUCCUGACCCCUUGACCCCACCUAUGAGUGAGGUCAGGAGCAAGCACACUGCUGAUCAUGGUAUAGAGUAUGAUGAUGAUGAUGACAACCAUGUAAGAAAGAUGAAAAAGAAGAAAAAGAAAAAUGAUAAAAGGAGAAAGCAAUAUGGUGAAGACCAGUUGAUCAUUGACUGUGAUGAAUAUGAACUAGAGGACCAGGGUGUGAGAUCAAGGAGGCGUGUUGCACCACUGACUCCUCCUCCUUAUGAUGCAGCACCAGCCCAUCAAAAACUUCCAGGUCAGCUGUCAUUUCGAGUGAAGGGUCCCACUGGGGAGGAUCUUGGAGAGUAUGUUCCAGCCUCAGGAAGGCGACACCGACAUCACCAUGACGACUCUGUUGCUUAGAUAUAUAUAUGCAGCAACCAAAAACAGUGGAUGUCCUGAAAUAUCUUCACCCUCCAAACUGAUAUCACCAUGACAACUAUAUGUCACCAAGGUUACUUAGAAACCAUGACUUUCUUAAAGCAUACUGAAGUUCAAAGCAACAUGACUAUGAUAAAUUGAUAUUGAGAUACAUAGUUAAGUACAGGUAUGAACAGUUAAGGAUAAAACUGUGUUUUCUCUGGUCACAAGUCUAGCUUUACCAUGUGUCACAAGUCUAGCUUUACCAUGUGUCACAAGUCUAGCUUUACCAUGUGUCACAAGUCCAGCUUUACCAUGUGCCAUACAUCCAGCUUUACCAUGCGUCACAAGUCCAGCUUUACCAUGUGUCACAAGUCUAGCUUUACCAUGUGUCACAAGUCCAGCUUUACCAUGUGACACAAGUCUAGCUUUACCAUGUGUCACAAGUCCAGCUUUACCAUGUGUCACAAGUCCAGCUUUACCAUGUAUCACAAGUCCAGCUUUUCCAUGUGUCAGACGGGUGUCUGUCUGCAAAUAAAUAAGUAACGUUUAUUAUUUAUUUUAAGCCCAUGACAUAAAACCACAAGAGUAAAGAUAAUUGUAGACAUGUGCCUAUUUUGCACAUUGUCAUGUACAAUAUACAUUGUAAGUUAUUCAUUUGUUAUACUGGAGGGUUGUGUAGUGUUAAGGAGGAAUAUCAGCCUUAAAUGCUGUGUAAACAAUUACCAAAGAAAUACAUCCAAAUAGUUUGAUUCGAACAUAAUUACACAGACAGUGUAUUUUAUAUGGGAGUUAAUAACUAACAAGUACUUGUAUGUAUUUUGUAAAUGAUUUUUGUUCUCGCUCUUACUCGAGGAGAGUCAGAAGAAGCUAGCUAAGAUGUAUGAUUCCAUAGUUUUGUUUUAUUCAGUAUAUAGAUAUAUGUCCUGGUAGAUAACCAGUAUUUUAAUAAUGUCAGGAUUUUUUAAUUUGUUUACUUCAUGGAUAUUUGUCAUUUUGAUCCUGUGCCACUUUUUGUUGUUGCCUUUUUUUUCAAGAGACAUGCCACGUACCUAUUUCACAUGAAAACUUUAUUCCAGUUUGUUUUGAGGAAGUCUCUAAUAUGUAGUCUUCCCAGCUCUUCAGACGUUCUCAGGUGGUGUUAUACAUAUUUCUAUAUACGUUUAUGUGAAACGUGGAUUGUGAUAUUUCUUUUUAACUUGUAAUCCACCUGGGGUUAGAAGUGUAAGUGACAGACUUCCACUUUAGUGUACCCCCGGUUCAACAUUGACACAUGCUAGCUCAUGUUAUGUUUUUUAGUGCUUUUGCAUGAAUUUGUAUAUGUUCAACAUAACAUAUAAGUUAUGAAUAAUCAUUAGGGCCCCACAUCAGCAAUCCAGGUGUCAUUCAUAACCUUUUGGGGUUUUGGGAGGCAUGUAAAAACAUAAACAGUUGUGUUAUAGUCAUUAUCCAACCUCUCUACAACUCCCCAGCCCACAUACUUUUAUACACCUACCAAAUUUGACCAAAUUUCUCGGGAGAAAAUAGAUUUAAAAACUUUAAUAAGUGUGUAACUGUUAAACAUAAUUCAACGGAAGUUUUAAUGGUGUUGAACAAAAAUCGUGAUCUAGAUAAGAACUUCAUUAUGUAUGUUACAUGUAGUGUAGCUCAGAGUGAUUUUAAAUAAUACAUAUCAUUAGGGCUAGAAUUGUAUUUAUAUUUAUGGUAUAUUUUGUAUUGUAAAAUGUAAAUGUUGUAUGUAGAAGUAAGUUAGAAUAGUGCCAUAUGAUAAAUAAUAGCUGUGCACUCUAGAUUAGCAUAGCUCUAGUCCACUAAUGUGAACAGCUUUGUCCAAGAUCCGUCCAGAAUUCUUUAAAAUGUGUAUAUUUAUAUGGUUUAUACAAUUUGUACUUUUAAUUACCAAUAAGAAUAUUAUUUAACAUAUUUGUGAAAGCUAUCUUCGUUGAAUUUCUUUUGAAAUUGUGAUUUUUUACUGAAAUGAACUUCAAUAUUGAAGUUAAAUAUCAUUGAAUCUUAAGUUCAUUUGAAUUCUUUGAGAUAUCUUUAUCACUUUUUAUUGAAUUGUUUUGGGAAGAUUGCAAAAUAUUAAAAAACAAACCCGAAAGAUUUGGUUUGGAGGGAGGAAAUGCAUUUUAAAAAUACAGGAUAUUUGUAUGCAACAUGUGUGAGUGUAACGUUUUUGAAAACAUCAAUAAAAAAUAACAUUUAUUCCAUUUUAAGUUGAGUAGAACAAGUUUGGUAAGAUUUGUUCAUAAUCAUCACUUUAUUAUUACAGUUUUCCAUCUGUUAGUAAUAAGUGUACUGCAGGAAGUAGACUUUCUAAUAUUUCAUUGGUAAAUGUACAGAGAAUUUCUGAUGACUUAAAGGAUUUCACAAGCUUUACAACAUAUAAUUAAACUACACACUUGUCAAUCUACUUCAGUCAGUAUAUAAAAGUAGACAGUAGAUAGGAGAUAGGUCAUGCCAAUCCAUUAUUGAAUCAGUUUAAAUAGAAAAACGUGUUAAAUCCCAAAAGUAGCCAGUCAAGGAUGAACAUAAGACCAGUUGAUUGACUGGUGAACUUAACAUUUGUGAAAUAUGCUUCCUGCAUUAGCUGACCAGAUAGUGUGACAACCAGAGUAUAGAAAAACCAGACAGGUUCAACUGGUGAUCUGUAUCCAUGUAUUUUAAUUUCAUAGUCAUAGAAUAUGCGACACAUUGUACUGUGCAGAAAUGACAUUGAUAUUUUCUUUGGAAUAAUGGUCAUAUUCUCAGGACAUCAUUCAAACUUCAAAUUGUUUAUAAUCAGACAUAACGAGAAGAUAACAGGGUUAUAGGGGCAGCAUCACUCCCAGUCAACCAUGUAUACUUGAGGAUGAUUACAGGGUUAUGGGGGCAGCAUCACUCCCAGUCAACCAUUUAUACUGGAGGAUGAUUACAGGGUUGUAGGGGCAGCCUCACUCCCAGUCAACCAUGUAUCCUGGAGGAGGAUUACAGGGUUGUAGGGGCGGCAUCACUCCCAGUCAACCAUGUAUACUGGGGGAUGAUUACAGGGUUGUAGGGGCAGCAUCACUCCCAGUCAACCAGGUAUACUGGAGGAUGAUUACAGGGAUAUGGGGGCAGCAUCACUCCCAGUCAACCAUGUAUACUUGAGGAUGAUUACAGGGUUAUGGGGGCAGCAUCACUCCCAGUCAACCAUUUAUACUGGAGGAUGAUUACAGGGUUGUAGGGGCAGCCUCACUCCCAGUCAACCAUGUAUCCUGGAGGAGGAUUACAGGGUUGUAGGGGCAGCAUCACUCCCAGUCAAACAGGUAUACUGGAGGAUGAUUACAGGGUUAUGGGGGCAGCAUCACUCCCAGUCAACCAUUUAUACUGGAGGAUGAUUACAGGGUUGUAGGGGCAGCCUCACUCCCAGUCAACCAUGUAUCCUGGAGGAGGAUUACAGGGUUGUAGGGGCAGCAUCACUCCCAGUCAAACAGGUAUACUGGAGGAUGAUUACAGGGUUAUGGGGGCAGCAUCACUCCCAGUCAACCAUGUAUACUUGAGGAUGAUUACAGGGUUAUGGGGGCAGCAUCACUCCCAGUCAACCAUGUAUCCUGGAGGCGGAUUACAGGGUUGUAGGGGCAGCAUCACUCCCAGUCAACCAGGUAUACUGGAGGAUGAUUACAGGGUUAAAGGGGCAGCAUCACUCCCAGUCAACCAUGUAUACUGGUGGAUGAUUACAGUUUUAUGGGGGCAGCAUCACUCCCAGUCAACCAUUUAUACUGGAGGAUGAUUACAGGGUUGUAGGGGCAGCAUCUCUCCCAGUCAACCAUGUAUCCUGGAGGAUGAUUACAGGGUUAAAGGGGCAGCAUCACUCCCAGUGAACCAUGUAUACUGGAGGAUGAUUACAGGGUUAAAGGGGCAGCAUCACUCCCAGUCAAACAUGUAUACUGGAGGAUGAUUACAGGGUUAAAGGGGCAGCAUCACUCCCAGUCAACCCUGUAUUCUGGAGGAUGAUUACAGGGUUAUGGGGGCAGCAUCACUCCCAGUCAACCAUGUAUACUGGAGGAGGAUUACAGGGUUAUUGGGGCAGCAUCACUCCCAGUCAACCAUGUAUACUGGUGGAUGAUUACAGUUUUAUGGGGGCAGCAUCACUCCCAGUCAACCAUUUAUACUGGAGGAUGAUUACAGGGUUGUAGGGGCAGCCUCACUCCCAGUCAACCAUGUAUCCUGGAGGAGGAUUACAGGGUUGUAGGGGCAGCAUCACUCCCAGUCAACCAUUUAUACUGGAGGAUGAUUACAGGGUUGUAGGGGCAGCAUCACUCCCAGUCAAACAGGUAUACUGGAGGAUGAUUACAGGGUUAUGGGGGCAGCAUCACUCCCAGUCAACCAUGUAUCCUGGAGGCGGAUUACAGGGUUGUAGGGGCAGCAUCACUCCCAGUCAACCAGGUAUACUGGAGGAUGAUUACAGGGAUAUGGGGGCAGCAUCACUCCCAGUCAACCAUGUAUCCUGGAGGAGGAUUACAGGGUUGUAGGGGCAGCAUCACUCCCAGUCAAACAGGUAUACUGGAGGAUGAUUACAGGGUUAUGGGGGCAGCAUCACUCCCAGUCAACCAUGUAUCCUGGAGGAUGAUUACAGGGUUAAAGGGGCAGCAUCACUCCCAGUCAAGAUACUUUCUGCUACUGUAUUUCUGUCAUUUUUUGCAGUUGAAAUUGAUUUACAUUUUUUAAGAAUUGCUAAUAUCUUUAAAAUAAUGUUGCAGAAAACCCCCCAGUUUGGUGCUAUAAUAUGUGUAGGUGUGGCAUGGUAUUGUGAAACAAGGGGAAAUAACUGGUGCAUAGCUAACAAAAUAACACUAUGGCACUAAUCUUAAUCAACCAAAAAGGACACAUAUUUUUUUCUUAUUGACUUUGACCAAAUCUUUUUAAGUUUAGUUAGUUAAGUUUAAAGAGUACUUAAACAAUAAUCAGGCAAGGUUAUUAUAUAUAAUUUAUGUAGUUUCUGGGGGGAAUGGAAAAUAAGUUUAGAGCUGAUAUUAAUUUCAAUCAAUUUUUAAUUCAAAAUAUAUAAAUACCAGAGUUCCUUAUAAAACUAAUGAUAAUAGGAAGCAAGGUUUUUACGGGCUUCACAAUAAGAAAUUAAAACUGUACUUUGUUGUUUUAUAGUCAAAAAAUGUAUGAACCCGGUUUCAUGUUUAACUUCUAAUUUGGUGGAAGGAUGUUUUUCAGUUAUAUUAAUUGUGGUAGUGGUUUACUUACCAUUAUAAAGAUGCAUAAGUACUUAAUUUGUGAUUACUUAGAAAGUGAAAUUCUAACUGUAACAUUUGUCUUGUGAAUAUUUUUCAACCAUGUAAUGUUAAAAAUAUUUUUCUAAAAACAUUGAUCAGUGCCUCUCAAAAAUAUUUUCCUAGGAAUUUGCCACCAAGUAAAAUAAAAUACUGGCUUGGUAGUAGACCAGUACUAAAAUGGCAUUUUUGUCCCAUUUUACAUUUUUGUCUAUGCUACCGGUAAUUAAGCUUUUUGAAAUCUACCAUUAAAGCAAAUAAAAUUUUCAAUUUAUUCAGUCCUGUCACUGAAGAAUAUUUAGGAAGACAGCACAUAGACAACAUACGUUUAGACUGUAUAUAUGUUAUUGAUCCCCAGUAUUAUUCGGUAGGAGUUAUACCAAUAUUUUGUAUUCCAUGAUAGAUAGGGUCUUUUCCAUCCACACGAUCUUCAACGUACGUUUUUUAUAUUUAAAUGUACAUGCCAAUAUUUUUCUACAUUUAUGCCUGAUAUUGUUAUGUAAUUUUAUAGAAAUAUUUAGAAAUGUAUGCUUAAGUAAUGAUACAAACUAAUAAUAAAGAAAAAUA
This is a messenger RNA of Mizuhopecten yessoensis (Yesso scallop), 9366 nucleotides long. Its product is annotated as anoctamin-7-like. Lineage: Eukaryota; Metazoa; Mollusca; Bivalvia; Pectinida; Pectinidae. Gene Ontology annotation, cellular component: plasma membrane. Gene Ontology annotation, molecular function: protein dimerization activity; chloride channel activity. The coding region runs from base 176 to 3556 and encodes 1126 amino acids. Gene Ontology annotation, biological process: chloride transmembrane transport. The record is from RefSeq and is a predicted model, not a curated record. The transcript is spliced from 26 exons.